AUGGCGAAUAAACGCGUCCCGUUGUGGUUGUUGCUAAGGGCGGCUCGGUGUGUUUGUCGCUAUCCACGGCACACUCUGAUACCUGUAACCGUACGCCACGUUUACGCUUCACAAUCCAUCUUCCCACUGGUUCCGGCUUCUUCCCGACUCUUCUUCAGCACUAACACUUCAGGUCAGGGCAGUCUGUGCAUCCGAACUCACACCUGUGGAGAACUCGGCUCCGGUCACGUGGGACAGGAAGUGACGUUGUGUGGCUGGGUUCAGUAUCUGAGACAGAACCUGUUUGUGAUCUUGAGGGACUUCAGUGGUUUGGUUCAAGUUCUUAUCCCACAGGAUGAGUCUGAGCGGGAACUGAAGGACGCGUUCAGCGGCUUGUCGGUCGAGUCAGUCAUCAAGGUGAAAGGAAGGGUCAGGCUUCGUCCGGACGGCCAGAGGAACAUGAACAUGUCCACUGGAGAAAUUGAAGUGCGUGCUGAGAGCCUGGAAGUGCUGAACACCUGCCGCAAACUGCCUUUCGAGAUUAAAGACUUUGUCAAGAAAUCCGAAGCCCUCCGGAUGCAGUAUCGCUAUCUCGAUCUUCGCUCGUCGCAGAUGCAGUACAAUCUGAGACUGCGAUCACGACUCGUGAUGAAAAUGAGAGAGUACCUCUGCAACGUCCAUGGAUUUGUGGACGUCGAGACGCCAACGCUGUUUAAAAGGACCCCUGGGGGUGCCAAAGAGUUUGUGGUGCCAUCUGGAGAACCCGGAAUGUUCUACUCUCUCCCACAGAGUCCACAGCAGUUCAAGCAGCUACUGAUGGUGGCAGGUCUGGAUAGGUACUUUCAGCUGGCACGGUGCUACAGAGACGAAGGCUCCAAACCUGACCGGCAGCCUGAAUUCACACAGCUGGACGUCGAGAUGUCGUUUGUGGAUGCGGCUGGAAUCAUGGCUCUGAUUGAGGGCUUGCUGCAGUACUCCUGGCCAGAAGACAAAGGGACCAUCAGCACCCCGUUCCCCUGCUCGACAUACGAGGAAGCCAUGAAAGAUUACGGCGUGGAUAAACCCGACACUAGAUUCGGAAUGAAGCUUGUGGAUGUCAGCGAGAUGUUCCAGCGCACACAGAUCGAGUUCAUCAGAGACGCCAUCGUCCGACCGGGCGGCUGUGUCCAGGCCAUCUGCGUUCCAGACGGAGCUAAACACUUGAAGGGCAAGGACAUGGAGUUCUUGAAACAAACAGCCAAGACUCAGUUCAACCAGGAGGUGGACUGCAUGCUGGUUAGGGCAGAGGGAUCCAUCAAAUCUCCUCUCGGUCGCUUGAUAGCGGACACGACAAGGCUGCAGCUGCUGCUGAAGACGAGCGCCAAAGCCGGAGACCUGCUCCUCAUCGCCGCCGGAGCCCAGGAGCGGGUGCGCCCACUUCUGGGGAAACUGAGACUGCAGUGUGCUGAGCUGUUGGAGGCUCGCGGCGUGCCCGUACGUGACCCUUCAGUCUUUCACUUCCUGUGGGUAGUGGACUUUCCCCUCUUCUUACCUAAAGAGGAUGAACCGGAGCGACUGGAAUCUGCACACCACCCCUUCACCGCACCCCUGCCCGAGGAUGCCCACCUGCUCUACUCCCAGCCCCAUAAGGUGCGCGGCCAACACUACGACUUGGUGCUGAAUGGCUGCGAGAUCGGUGGCGGCUCCAUCCGCGUUCACAACGCCGCUCAACAGCUCUACGUCCUGGAGAACAUCCUCAAAGUAAAGUAUCUGCAGUUUAACAAACGAGGACCCGUCUGUCCUCUCUCACCUUUUGGAAGCGUUGGACUCCGGGGCCCCUCCACACGGCGGGAUUGCAUUAGGUUUGGACCGGCUGGUGUCCAUCAUCGUGGGGGCUUCCAGCAUCAGGGAUGUCAUCGCCUUCCCUAAGUCCUUCAGAGGUCAUGACCUCAUGAGCCACGCCCCCGACUUGGUUCCAGAAGAGGAGCUGAGGUCAUACCACAUCUCUGUGCUCUGGCCUAGUGUUAAAAACGGACAAGACAACAAACCAUGACUCUUCCGUUGUAUAUCGUCUUCCUGAUUCUCCUCGCACCUCGACUCUAUUUGCCAAGCGAGGUAAGAGCAGGGAGCCGACUCUAUUUCACGCCGAAGCAGAGAUACACAGGGCUGUCUCGGAGCUAUGUGAAUCAAACCACUUUUGUUCUGUUAACCACUCUUCAGAUUACUGUAAUAUCUGUACUCGUGUGAACAUUAAAGACAUUUGUUCUUUUCCUUCA
Ictalurus punctatus (channel catfish) is the source of this 2234-nucleotide messenger RNA. It is a transcript of the gene dars2, whose product is annotated as aspartyl-tRNA synthetase 2, mitochondrial. The transcript has 17 exons. Gene Ontology annotation, biological process: aspartyl-tRNA aminoacylation. The coding region runs from base 1 to 1887 and encodes 628 amino acids. The record is from RefSeq and is a predicted model, not a curated record. Lineage: Eukaryota; Metazoa; Chordata; Actinopteri; Siluriformes; Ictaluridae. Gene Ontology annotation, molecular function: ATP binding; nucleic acid binding; aspartate-tRNA ligase activity. Gene Ontology annotation, cellular component: cytoplasm; mitochondrion.